This is a messenger RNA of Candidozyma haemuli, 2508 nucleotides long. RefSeq names its product Nip100p (gene NIP100). The transcript has 2 exons. Lineage: Eukaryota; Fungi; Ascomycota; Pichiomycetes; Serinales; Metschnikowiaceae. The coding region runs from base 1 to 2508 and encodes 835 amino acids. The record is from RefSeq and is a predicted model, not a curated record.
AUGUCCUCGGGCUUUCAGAUCGGCCAGCAUUGUCAGGUGAGAGACCAGUUGGGCGUUGUACGGUUCUAUGGAAAAACCCAAUUUGCAGAUGGUGAUUGGGUUGGUGUUGAAUUGGAUUCCUCACAGGGAAGGAACGAUGGCUCAGUUAAUGACAUUCGAUACUUUACUUGUUCAAAGGAAGGUCAGUAUGGUAUCUUUGUCAGGCCACAGCUAGUACAGGCUGAUAAUCUGGCUAAUAACAAACCAGCUGGGAAUGUGGAGCUCAUCAUUGAGCGGUUGCAACAGAAGCUAAGAAAGACUCUAGAAGACAUUGAGGAAAAGAAGCACAACAUCAUUCAAUUGGAAGAAAGCUUAAACUCCAAAGAUUUGAAAAUUGAACAUCUCGAAUCCGUCAUUGAGAAUUCAGCCGUUGACACUGAGUACAUUCACGAACACAAUUCAUCACUUGAACGUGCACUUGAGGAAACUAGGAGCAAAUACGACGAACUCAAACGUGAGUAUGAUUUGGUGUGUGAAGAAUUGAACAUAAACAAACAGUUGGAAGAAGAGGUUUUGGCGCUGGCGCCCUCUCAAUUGGAUUCCAACGAAGUUGCAAGUCUUCUAAAGCAAAAUAAGAAGCUCAAUGAUGCUUUUGAGCAUCUAAGUACAAGCCACGCUGAAACGAAACGUAUGCUUGCCGAAAAGGAAGACGCCCUGUCGGUUGUUAGUGAUGAGCUUCAGCAUCUCAAGGCCACUCAUCGCGCUACCAUAGAAACACUUGAGAAAUCUGAGGAAACUAUUAGAGAUCUUCAUCUCCGUCUUGAAUCCAUACUGUCUCUGGAUGACUUGAUUGAGCAUCUCAGCUCGCAGAAUGAGACCUUGCAAGAAAAGGUGAAUGAGCUAACCGUCACCAUCGAGGAACUCAAGGAGAUACGUGAAUUGGACCUGGACUUGAUCCAGGAAAGCAAGGAGGUAGAGACAAAUUUGAGGAAUGAAAUCACUGGGCUUGCUGGUUCCUUGAAGUCCUAUGAAAAAAUGGUUGCCGAAUUGACGGAAAACAACACGAAACUAAAGAUACAACUUAAUAAGCAUGUUGCACUGACAGCAGGGGAUAAGGAGGGCAUUAUAGAGGUAUCUCGGCUUCACACCGGCGAUGAAGCUGGCUACUUGGGGUCUUUGCUCGAGUUCGCGAGAAGCUCUCGAGCUAGCAUUAUUGACACUGUCGUGCCGACUUCCUUGAAACCCCAAAUCAAGGUCUUAACGGACAUACACGACUUGAGAGCUGAAAUACUUGCGGUUAUUAAGGUUCUCGAGGAUGGACCUUUCCAAGCAUCUAAAAUCAUAUUAGAAUUGUCAAAAUCACUGGGAACUGUUGUAUUUCUUGAAUCGAUACUCAUGCAUAAUUUGCUUUCUGAGGACACUCUACUCCAGCUUAAGUCUGGAGCGGAAAAUGGAAAAAAAGAGGUUGCUUUCAUAAGAUCCAAGUUCUUGGAGUCUGAUAUUGCCUGUAUCGACGAAUCGUGUGUUCUUAGCUGUAUCAGCAGCUCUUUAAUUCCCGAGGAACCACUCAACAUGAAGUACAGAUCUUGUUUUACACAUUUUCUAAUGCAAGCUGACGCUGAAAUGGGCAAUGCAAUUCGUCUUAUCAGAUUCCUCGAACAGGAAGCGCUAGGUAAGCUACCCAAAGAGCUAGCUGAUAUUUAUCAACUCAUGAAAUCUUGCAGGACAAGUUUAGCAAGGCUACGGAGCAAUCUCGAGGAAAAUUCUAAAAAAGAACUCAUGAAGUAUAAGCCUUUUGACCCGGAACGUACUUUGUUCAUAGGGGACAAGUUGUGGAGUAUCAGCAAAAAGGUGCUAGAGGUACAUGAAGCUGCGAUGGACGACAAACAAGAGCACUUACAGGCAUUGCUUGCUGAUCUAUUUAGUUCUUCUCAUGACGACUUCAUCAAGGCUCGAAGCGCCGUCAAAAGUCUUCAGGUAAAUCUAGAAGACACUGAUUUAUCUUUCGAGGCAGAGGCUUCAGAGGAUAUUCUAAGAGCAUCAGUCAAUUUGAACGAGCCAAGUAUGAGGCCUGCUCUAGAUGACCAACCUUCGCCCUCCGAUACUUCAAGUGAUAGGAGGAUCCGUGAAUUGGAACUCAACAUUAGUAUGCUAGAGCAAAACUUGUCUUCAACAAGUCUUAAGUACGCUGAAGAUAAAGUGAUGACAAAGAAGCUUGUUGCUAAAUUAAAGGAGGAUUAUGAGAAUCUCGAGCAACGAUAUAGAGCCUUGGUCGAGGAAAACCGCUCUCUUGAGAAACAGGCCCAUGAAUACCUAGCUCUUGAAACACUUAGCUUGGCGGGUCAACAGACCAAAGUGUUUGAAGAUUUGGCUUCUGAAAAGAAGUAUACAGAAGAAGCAGCACUACUUGAAGAGAUCUCUUUCUUGAGAACGAUGAUUAAAACAGGUACGAAUUUAACUUCUGCAACCCAUGAUGAUGAUCUAUCUUGGUUGCAAAAGGCUCUCGCAACAGACGAGCAUAUGCUAUGA